Lagenorhynchus albirostris (white-beaked dolphin) is the source of this 3288-nucleotide messenger RNA. RefSeq names its product REL proto-oncogene, NF-kB subunit (gene REL). Gene Ontology annotation, biological process: response to cytokine; non-canonical NF-kappaB signal transduction; innate immune response. Gene Ontology annotation, cellular component: cytoplasm. The record is from RefSeq and is a predicted model, not a curated record. NCBI's taxonomy places the organism in Eukaryota, Metazoa, Chordata, Mammalia, Artiodactyla, Delphinidae. The transcript is spliced from 10 exons. The coding region runs from base 291 to 2075 and encodes 594 amino acids. Gene Ontology annotation, molecular function: RNA polymerase II cis-regulatory region sequence-specific DNA binding; DNA-binding transcription factor activity, RNA polymerase II-specific.
UUCGCUUCUCGGGCCGACCUGCCCUCAGCUGUAGCAGCGCUCCGCCUCCUGGCUCCUGCAGCCGGGACGGGCAACGCCGGGUGACAGGAGCGCGAGAAUUAAGCGGGUGGGAAGGUGUGAGCCGCAAACCCAGAGGAGGGCGGGAAGGAGGAAGAGGAGGACCCGGGGGUGGUCAGGGGGACUGGGGAUCCCGCCGGCAGAGGUCCCUUGGCCGCCUGACUAACGGGCUGAUUGACUGCAGCGGCUUCGGGUCCGGACGCUCGGAGCGGGGCGGCGCGGUGAGCUGAGCCAUGGCCUCAGGUGGUAAUGAACCACGUAUAGAGAUAAUUGAACAACCCAGGCAGAGGGGAAUGCGUUUUAGAUACAAAUGUGAAGGGCGAUCAGCAGGCAGCAUUCCAGGGGAGCACAGCACAGACAACAACCGAACAUACCCAUCUAUCCAGAUUAUGAACUACUAUGGAAAAGGAAAAGUGAGAAUUACAUUAGUAACAAAGAAUAUCCCACAUAAACCUCAUCCUCAUGAUUUAGUAGGAAAAGACUGCAGAGAUGGCUACUAUGAAGCAGAAUUUGGACAAGAACGCAGACCUUUGUUUUUUCAAAAUUUGGGUAUUCGAUGUGUAAAAAAAAAAGAAGUAAAAGAAGCUAUUAUUUCAAGAAUAAGGGCAGGAAUCAAUCCUUUCAAUGUCUCUGAGCAAGAGCUGCUUGAUAUUGAAGACUGUGACCUCAAUGUCGUGAGAUUAUGUUUUCAAGUUUUCCUCCCUGACGAACGUGGUAAUUUGACAACUGCUCUACGUCCUAUUGUCUCUAACCCAAUUUAUGACAACCGUGCUCCUAAUACUGCAGAACUAAGGAUCUGUCGUGUAAACAAGAACUGUGGAAGUGUCAGAGGAGGAGAUGAAAUAUUUCUACUCUGUGACAAAGUUCAGAAAGAUGACAUAGAAGUUCGGUUUGUGUUGAACGAUUGGGAAGCAAAAGGUAUCUUUUCACAAGCUGAUGUACACCGUCAAGUAGCCAUUGUUUUCAAGACUCCACCAUAUUGCAAAGCUAUAACGGAACCGGUAACAGUAAAAAUGCAGUUGCGAAGACCUUCUGACCAGGAAGUUAGUGAAUCUAUGGAUUUUAGAUAUCUGCCAGACGAAAAAGAUACAUAUGGCAAUAAAGCAAAGAAACAAAAAACAACUCUCCUUUUCCAGAAACUGUGGCAGGAUUGUGGAGUUAAUUUUCCUGAAAGACCUAGACCUAGUCCCCUAGGAUCAACUGGAGAAGGAAGAUUCAUCAAAAAAGAACCAGUCUUGUUUUCGCAUGGUGCAGUUUUGACAGAAACGUCCGGGCCAGUUUCAAGUCAAGCAGAAUCCUACUAUUCCUCAUCUGCGCCCAUCUCCAGUGCAUUGCCACAUCAUGCUUCGGCCAUACCCACAAUGGUACCUCAGCCUUCUUCAAGCUGGUCAUCAGUGGCCCACGCCACCUCACGUUCAGUCAAUACAAAUUCACUGAGUAGUUUUUCGACAGGGACGCUUUCCUCUAAUUCACAAGUUAUCCCACCAUUCCUGGAAAUGUCUGUUGUGAGUGAUUUGAAUGUGUCUAAUGCUUGCAUUUAUAACAAUACUAAUGACAUAGGCAGAAUGGAAGCAUCAUCCGUGUCACCAGCUGACUUAUAUGGUAUUUCUGAUGCCAGCAUGCUGCCUAAUUGCCCUGUGAACAUGAUAACGCCCAGUAAUGACAGCAUGAGGGAGACUGAUAAUCCAAGACUUGUGAGCAUGAAUCUUGAAAAUCCUGCCUGUACUUCAGUGUUAGACCCAAGAGACUUAAGACAGCUCCAUCAGAUGUCCUCUUCCAGGAUGUCAGCAGUCGCCAGUUCUAGUACUACUGCUUUUGUUUCACAGUCAGAGGCAUUUGAGGGAUCUGACUUUAAUUGUGCAGAUAACAGUAUGAUAAAUGAGUCAGGACCAUCAAACGGUACUAAUCCAAACAGUCAUAGUUUUGUUCAAAAUAGUCAGUAUUCAGGUAUUGGCAGUAUGCAGAAUGAACAAUUGAGUGACUCAUUUGCAUUCGAAUUUUUUCAGGUUAACUUGUAAGAUAUAAAUGGUGAUUGAAGAAUUAAAUCCCUUUAAAGGUAACCCUUUUGAUAUUACCUUUAUAAAUACAACAUUAUAUAUUUCUCUAAGACUAUACUACAGUAUAUCGUGGACCCUUGAACAACACGGGUUUGAACUGUGCGGGCAGGUCCAGUUAAUACUCACAUUUUCUUCACUAAAUAUGUAGUGCAGUACUACACGAUUUGAGGUUGGUUGAAUUCAUGGAUGCAGAAGACAUCCAUGGAGACAGAGGGCCGACUGUACGGUUUUUUUUUUUUUUUUUGGUGGUACGCGGGCCUCUCACUGUUGUGGCCUCUCCCGUUGCGGAGCACAGGCUCCGGACGCGCAGGGUCAGCGGCCGUGGCUCAUGGGCCCAGCCGCUCCGCGGCAUGUGGGAUCUUCCCGGACCGGGGCACGAACCCGUGUCCCCUGCAUCGGCAGGCAGACUCUCAACCACUGCGCCACCAGGGAAGCCCGAGUGUACAGUUUUAAACACAGAGUUUUCACUGCACGGAGCGUCUGCACCCCAACCCCCGUGUUGUUCAAGGGUCAACUGUAAGUAUAACUUCAGGUAUGUAGGGGAUUCCUCUAACAGGCAGUCUUGUCUUGGGAGCUUCUUGUUUUGCUGGCAGAGAAUUUGUUGGGAUAUAAAAGAUGAAUGCUCAGUGCUUGAAGCUGCAGCUAAAAGAGAAGGAUGAACUCAUUUCCCAACUUCAGGAAGAGUUAGAAAAAGUCCAGCAUUUACAGAAGACUUUUGCUUCAAAAGUAGAUUAAUCCACACAGACUGAACUCCUAGGCUAUGAUGCAUUGUGGAAUCCUACAUACAAAGAAAAUUUAUGUAAACCAGUGUAUGAUGAAUCUGUGACAUGUUAAAUACUGAAUAAAAUCAAUUUUUCCAUUAAAAAAAUCCAACUUUGGGUAUGUAGAAUACAAAGUUGGAAAGUCAUAAAAGGAAAAUUCCAAAAUAGAAAUUUAAAAGAGCUUUACUGUUUCUUCUUUUGAAACAUGUGAUCUGAUACUGUGUGUGGUGGGAAUUCUAGCAUGAGAAUCCUGCCACAUUUUCCCAGGACAGACUGAGGAGAACAAUAGAGCAAGCCUUCAGUUUUUCCAGCUACAUCGUUUUAUACUUCUUUUAUAAUGUAUUAAUGUAUUCUUAGUUAAAUGAAUUAACUGAUAUUUGCUUUUAAGCAAAUUUAAGGUAAAACCUGUAAUG